Molecule: messenger RNA, 1532 nt
Organism: Eubalaena glacialis (North Atlantic right whale)
Lineage: Eukaryota; Metazoa; Chordata; Mammalia; Artiodactyla; Balaenidae
Gene: PYCR3
Product: pyrroline-5-carboxylate reductase 3
Exons: 6
Coding region: 73-843 (256 amino acids)
Biological process (GO): L-proline biosynthetic process
Molecular function (GO): pyrroline-5-carboxylate reductase activity
Source: RefSeq, a predicted model, not a curated record
GCGGUGGCGGCGGUGGCGGCGGUGGCGGCGGAGUCCGGCCCGAGGCGCGUGGGCUUCGUGGGCGCGGGCCGCAUGGCGGAGGCCAUCGCGCAGGGCCUCAUCCAAGCAGGAAAAGUGGAAGCUCAGCACGUGCUGGCCAGCGCGCCGACGGACAGGAACCUCUGCCACUUCCGGGCCCUGGGCUGCCAGACGACCCACUCCAACCGGGAGGUGCUGCAGAGCUGCUCCCUCGUCUUCUUUGCCACCAAGCCCCACAUCUUGCCGGCUGUCCUGGUGGAGGUGGCUCCUGUGGUCACCGCUGAGCACAUCGUGGUGUCCGUGGCUGCCGGAGUCUCCCUGAGCACCCUGGAGGAGCUGCUGCCCCCGAUGGCGCGAGUGCUGCGGGUCUCGCCCAACCUGCCCUGCGUGGUCCAGGAGGGUGCCAUGGUGAUGGCGCGGGGCCGCCAUGUCGGGAGCGGCGAGGCCGGGCUCCUGCGGACCCUGCUGGAGGCGUGCGGGCAGUGCGAGGAGGUGCCCGAGGCCCAGGUGGACGUCCACACUGGCCUCAGCGGCAGCGGUGUGGCCUUUGUGUGCGCCUUCUCGGAGGCCUUGGCCGAAGGAGCCAUCAAGAUGGGCAUGCCCAGUGGCCUGGCCCACCGCAUUGCCGCCCAGACCCUGCUGGGCACGGCCAAGAUGCUUCUGCAGAAGGGGCAGCACCCGGCUCAGCUGCGGACUGACGUGUGCACGCCGGGCGGCACCACUAUCUAUGGGCUCCACGCUCUGGAGCAGGGCGGGCUACGGGCAGCGGCCAUGAGCUCCGUGGAGGCUGCCACGUGCCGGGCCCGGGAACUCAGCAGGAAGUAGGGCGCAGGCACUGGGUGCAGACCAUGGCCACCCCCCAGCCCCUUCCCGAGGACUCGGGUUCUCUCCAGCCUGCAGGCCAGUGGAGGAGCUGCUUGAGGUCUGGGAGGAUGGGUGGAGGACAGGUCCUGGGCAGUGGGGAACACAGCGGGGUGUGGGCCCCUCUCCAGACCCUGAGCUCGUGGCAAGUGGCAGGUGGAGCUGGUCCUGAUGACCCUUCCCUGGGUCAAGAGUCCUGGAGGGUCCCAUGGCCUGGCCUCUGACUGCAGGAUUUGGUUCUUAGCAUGUCUGCGAAAGGACCAACAGGCCAGGAAAGCCAGCAACUUGGGGCCCUAAGCAAGGACGAGGGGCCUCCGGGUGCGGGACAGGCUACCUGCAGCCCAAGGCUCACAGGGGCCUCCCCACCCCACAUGGGCCCCAGUGCUGGAGCCCCUUCCUUCCACCCACCAGCUAUGAGGCUUGCGGCAAAGUGAUCCCGCAUCUGUAAACAGGGCUUACGCGGCAGCCUGCCCCUCGCUGCCCGCACAGCCCUGAGCCCCCCCCCCCCCACUCCAGGCUUCAUCGGCGGCUGGCCCUCAGCCAGCAACUGCUCAUCUGACCCUGGCCCUUCCACCUGCUAGAAGGCUCAGCCCGAGUCCCUUUCAGCACCCUUUUUUUCACUUUUGAAUCGGGAAUAAAGACGCUGUCCUGUA